Molecule: messenger RNA, 1001 nt
Organism: Heteronotia binoei (common prickly gecko)
Lineage: Eukaryota; Metazoa; Chordata; Lepidosauria; Squamata; Gekkonidae
Gene: C14H16orf86
Product: chromosome 14 C16orf86 homolog
Exons: 5
Coding region: 15-821 (268 amino acids)
Source: RefSeq, a predicted model, not a curated record
UCUCUCUCCAGGUCAUGGCUGGUUCAGCAAGAAGCACCACGGAGAAGAGGUCUGUGGGGAAGGUGACCCCUCCUCAGUUCCUGGUCCAGCUGGCAGCAGCUCUGGACAACCCUUCAGUCAAGUCACUGGAGUGGCAUGAAGAUGGGAAGAGCAUCCUCCUCCAUGCCAAACUGUAUGAGGAAGAAAUCCAAGGUCACCAAGAACUGUUUCCUGAACUCAAGAAUCUGAAAUCGGUCUCUGUGCUCCAGGCCUGGCUGACGACCUACGGCUUUAAAGCGAGAACAACAAAAAUGGACUCUGAGCUCCUCAUUUUCCAACAUGCAGAUUUCAAGAAACUCCCUCUCAAGGCGGAGGAAGUGGAUGGCUCCAAGGCAGAAACUUCUCUCAUCCCAAAGCAGCCCAAGAAAUCCAAGAAAAGGAAAAGUUCACUGGAUAUCAUUGUGCACCCGGCUUCCGGUACAGGGAGCACACUGUCUCCAGAUUCUGCAGGCGGAGAGAGAAAAUCCCAGCGUCUGCGACCUUUAUACCAGUACAUAAACUAUGGCAAUCCAGAGAUGAACAGUCCGUCAGAAAACGAAUGUGACCUUCCCCCAAUGGAGAUUCAGCCUGUUAUAGAGAACAAGACAGGACCUCUAGAACUGAGAAUAUCUCCACCCAAAGUUGCAGAAGACAAAGGUAGAGACUUGAGGAGCCCCAAAAGCGCCAAUACGGGAGUCGCAGCCAAGGCUGAGGUGGACAAGUCUACUCAGGUGGACAUAGACAAGAUGCUCAGCGUCUGCGCGGCUCACCUCGUCCCGCCGCUGUCGCCACAGCACAAGUAGCACCGUCUGGCAGAAUCUCCUUUAAAAGGCUCCCUGGAGACCACCUCUUUAACAGAUGUUCCUUUUGCCCCAUCCAAAUAUAUUAAUCAAACAUGGUUCGUUACAUUCUGGUAUCAAGUAUUUGUGCGUUUGGCUCUGUCCACUGGCUGAUAAAAUAAAGGGGAACUGGAGAUGCUGGCU